Molecule: messenger RNA, 270 nt
Organism: Panicum virgatum (switchgrass)
Lineage: Eukaryota; Viridiplantae; Streptophyta; Magnoliopsida; Poales; Poaceae
Product: zinc finger A20 and AN1 domain-containing stress-associated protein 5-like
Exons: 2
Coding region: 1-270 (89 amino acids)
Molecular function (GO): zinc ion binding
Source: RefSeq, a predicted model, not a curated record
AUGUGCUCCGUCUGCUACAAGAAGCACCACGGCAUCUCCGUCGGCGCGCCCAAGGCGGCGAGGGAGCUGCAGCAGCCAAGCCGGUGCGCGGCGUGCUGCAAGAAGGUGGGGCUGACGGGGUUCAUGUGCGGAUGCGGGAAGACCUUCUGCGUGAGGCACCGCUACACGGAGAAGCACGGCUGCGCCUUCGACUUCAAGGGCGCCGGCCGCCGCAUCAUCGCCCGAGCCAACCCCCUGAUCAAGGGAGAGAAGCUGCCCGGCAGAAUCUGA